CCGAGAAUCCUCCUUCUUCCCCGCCUGCUUCUGCAGCCAUGUCUAACAACCCGUCGUUUGUGCUCAAGAAGGUUGAGGAGGUCGUCUACGAGGAGAGACCCAUCCCCGAUAUCAAGGACGAUGAGGUUCUCGUUGCCGUGAAGAAGACUGGUAUCUGUGGUUCCGAUGUCCACUACCUUGUCCAUGGCCGCAUCGGCGACUUCAUCGUCGAGAACCCCAUGGUUCUGGGUCACGAAUCUGCUGGUGUCGUGCACAAAGUUGGUAGCAAGGUCACUGACCUCAAGCCCGGGGACCGCGUCGCAAUGGAGCCUGGUGCUACGUGCCGCAAGUGCGAUGCCUGCAAGCGUGGCCGCUACGAGCUCUGCCCAGACAUCAUCUUCGCGGCGACGCCCCCUUAUGACGGUACCCUCGCGCGGUACUACCCCAUACCCGCCGAUCUUUGCUACAAGCUGCCGGACAACCUCACUCUCGAGGAUGGUGCCAUGAUGGAGCCUCUUUCGGUCGCGAUCCACUCUGUGGCGAACGUCGCCGGCCUCAAGCCCGCCGAGACUGUGGUCGUUUUCGGCGCCGGACCCGUCGGCCUCCUCUGCAUGGCCGUCGCACGCGCCCUUGGCGCUGCGCGCGUCAUCGCGGUCGACAUCGUGCCCUCCCGCCUCGAGUUCGCCAAGUCGUACGCGGCGACGGACACGUACCUCCCCCCGCAGUUCCAGGAGGGCGAGUCGCGCAUCGAGUACUCGAGGCGCAACGCGAAGCAGAUGCAGACGCAGCUUGGACUGGAGGAGCGCGGCCUGAAGGCCGUCGACCUCAUCGUCGACGCGUCGGGCGCGGAGGUGUCCAUCCAGACCGGCAUCUACAUUGCGAAGCACGGUGGGCGUUACGUCCAGGUCGGGAUGGGCGCACCGGAGAUCGUGAUCCCAAUCACGACGCUGCUCGUGAAGGAGAUCGACUUCAAAGGCUCGUUCCGCUAUGGCCCUGGUGACUAUCAGCUCGCCAUCGCCCUCGUCUCGCAGGGCCGCAUCGACCUCAAGCCCCUUGUCACUCACCGCUACUCGUUCGACCAGGCCGUCGAAGCUUUCCAGGCGACGCGGGCAGGCAAGAGCCCCGACGGCAAGCCGGUCAUCAAGGCUGUCAUUUCUGGGCCCGACGUCAGCCCCGCUGACCUGCUAUAGGUGGUGACUGUGACCUGAGGCUUCGGCUCCAUGAUAUGUGGACACGGUAGCGGGGAUGCGGUCUGAAUGCAGGCGACGUUGGAUGAAGCUACGGCAAACAAGGAGAGGCAGUGCUCAACAUAAUGUACGAUGUAUGUACGGUAUCCCUGGAAUUGCGCCGGGCUGUCGUUGUGGGCAGUCGGGCAGCCUGUACUAUCCAAUGCGCAGACAGAUACCUCAACUGUUCAGUCACUCGCG
Dichomitus squalens LYAD-421 SS1 is the source of this 1406-nucleotide messenger RNA. Its product is annotated as xylitol dehydrogenase. Gene Ontology annotation, molecular function: L-iditol 2-dehydrogenase (NAD+) activity; zinc ion binding. The coding region runs from base 39 to 1169 and encodes 376 amino acids. Gene Ontology annotation, biological process: D-sorbitol catabolic process. The transcript has 10 exons. NCBI's taxonomy places the organism in Eukaryota, Fungi, Basidiomycota, Agaricomycetes, Polyporales, Polyporaceae. The record is from RefSeq and is a predicted model, not a curated record.